Protopterus annectens (West African lungfish) is the source of this 980-nucleotide messenger RNA. It is a transcript of the gene PTTG1, whose product is annotated as PTTG1 regulator of sister chromatid separation, securin. The transcript has 6 exons. The record is from RefSeq and is a predicted model, not a curated record. The coding region runs from base 148 to 774 and encodes 208 amino acids. Gene Ontology annotation, cellular component: cytoplasm; nucleus. NCBI's taxonomy places the organism in Eukaryota, Metazoa, Chordata, Ceratodontiformes, Protopteridae. Gene Ontology annotation, biological process: chromosome organization.
ACCAACCAAUCAAAAGGAGCAACACUAUAUUCAAAAGCCAUACACAAAAGUUGUUUGAAUAUAAUUUUUCGGAAGAAAUUGAAUUGGUUAUUGAUUUGAUUAUUGUCUUCUUUUUAAAUUAUUUGGUGCUUUGUAUCUUGAGCAGACAUGUCAAGGAUUUUUGUAGAUCAGGAGAAUGGAGAUGUGGCAUUAAAUAUUGGCACAUCUCGAAUGCGGCUACAUUCUGCACCAUGUAUGACUGGUAAAAUUGUGGAGAAGUCUAUACGGACUUUGGAAACUGAAGUAUUUAAGCCAAUGACUGGUCCCAAGAAGCAGCAGCUUGGAAAUGUGCGAAAGGCUUUGGGGAACAUAAACUGCCAUCCCAAUGCAAGCAGGGUCAAACCAGAAAUUCCAGUUUCUAAGGCAAAAAGUAUCCAGACAUCUAAAGUUAAGCCUGCUGAAACCAUCCCAGCUGUGCAGGAAAAAGUUAAAGGUGACUGUCUAGAAUAUCCAGACAUUGAGUCAUUUCAUCCUUAUGAUCCUCUGGACUUUGACACCUUUAAUGUUCCUGAUGAACACCGUGUCAGCCACUUGUGUUUUGCAGGGCUGUCCAUACCAGCUGGGUCUGAAAUUGACAGCCUAGAGGAAGUCUCGCCCAUGAACUUUUCACCUAUAAAAUUCACUUAUCCAAUAUGUCAGAGUGAUAUAGAUCCGCUGGAUGUUGAUGUAUCCUCAUUUCUGCAAACAAUAGAUGAGCUAAUAGAAUUGCCUCCAUUGGAAUGUGGUAGUCCAUGAGAAACAGGUGGUUUUGCUUCUUAAAAGGAGUGGAAGGAUGAUGUCCUACAAUCUCCAGAGUUGUUUUUGAAGAUGGAACUGUGCAGAUAGCUCCUAAGUUGCCCCCUUUCCCAAAUUUUAUAAUGUAAAUACUGGGUUUAAUUAUUUAUCAAGUAAAUGUUUUUCUGUAGUUUUGAAGAAUUAAAGAUUUUAUUUGUUGUCUUAGA